UCAAAACAAGUGAACUUUCAGCAGCAUUUCAAUUGUAAAAAGUUUAUGGAAAUAGGGUAUUUUCGCCCUUUUAACUAAACUAGUUCAAUAGAAAAGUUGUAGACGAUUGCUCAUAGCUGGUGUAAAUUGUGGAUUCUUGAGUGAAAACUGAGAAUAAAGUGAUACAAUCUCGGACUAUACAGAAUGGAAGAAGAAAAUGUAGUGUCCAGGGAUGACCGACCGUCGGAGCGACGAGAAGAAUUCCAACAGGCCUUGAAUCGAGCACUUGAACAACUGGAGAUUGAUGUUAAUGCCAAAAAUUUGGAUCGAAACCAACACGGACAAAGUUCCGUAGAAGCAGAGCAUACCGAUGAAACACCUGCCGAGGAUCCGGACAAAGAUAACCCGAAGCGAAAGAAGUUGAAAUCCUGGUUGAAUAACAUGUUCCGGAUCAAAAUGACCGACGGACGAGUAUUGAUAGGAAUAUUCGUUUGCACCGAUGCCGAUGCAAAUAUCGUGAUGCAAGUGACAAGCGAAUGCCCGGAAAUUGGAGGCGAAGAACGAUUCCUUGGGCUGGUGAUGAUUCCCGGUCGAUAUAUCGUUUCGAUUGAGGAUCGCAAUGAUGCUGGCAAAUUUGCAUGGUGAAAACAUUGGGUCGUACUAGCUGUAUAGUAACUGUAAACAUGGCUUUAUUUGGUAAACUAACUCAUAAA
Messenger RNA from Anopheles coustani, 692 nucleotides. RefSeq names its product N-alpha-acetyltransferase 38-B, NatC auxiliary subunit (gene Sbat). Gene Ontology annotation, molecular function: RNA binding. The record is from RefSeq and is a predicted model, not a curated record. The transcript is spliced from 3 exons. Gene Ontology annotation, cellular component: NatC complex. NCBI's taxonomy places the organism in Eukaryota, Metazoa, Arthropoda, Insecta, Diptera, Culicidae. Bases 184 to 624 code for a protein of 146 amino acids.